Gambusia affinis (western mosquitofish) is the source of this 3077-nucleotide messenger RNA. RefSeq lists its product as uncharacterized. Lineage: Eukaryota; Metazoa; Chordata; Actinopteri; Cyprinodontiformes; Poeciliidae. The transcript is spliced from 2 exons. The record is from RefSeq and is a predicted model, not a curated record. Bases 893 to 2473 code for a protein of 526 amino acids.
CUUUAUUUAGGUUCAAGGAAAAGUACCUAUCAUUUUGGUGCCGAAACCCGGGAUCUCUCCCUCCUCCGCUGUCAGGCAGAGGGAGACGCGCUGAAUCCGUGCACGGCCAGAGUCAACUGGACCUGGAAAGAAAGACCCAGGAAGCAAAUUCUUCGCUGGGCCAGCGACGCAUGUCCGACUUUGUCUGUCAACGGCGGAGAGACGAGAUCCGACUGGACAACCAGACAACUACAGAAACAGCGCGGGGCUGGUGGAACGAGCCAAUGGAACUAUAAAAAGCAGAUUACGAAAAUGCAUGGCAGAUACUGGCCGGGCCUGGCCUGAAUGCUUAGAUUUGGUGAAGCUUUAUAUGAGGAUCACCCCGACAGCUGAUGGUCUAACACCUUUUGAAAUAAUUCAUGGGAGAGCUUACAGAUUGCCUCUAUUUGCUCCCGACUUACAAAAAGCUGACGAAGAACAGACAUUAGCAGAUUAUAUGAUUAGGACCUUUAAAUUGAAGGAAGUGUCCAGUGCGAAUUUACUGCCUUCUGAUUCUCUUCCUGUACAGGAGGCCACUCCAAUCGAGCAAGGUGAUUGGGUCUACAUAAAGGUCAUCAAACGAAAGAACUGGGCGAGUCCACGGUGGGAAGGACCGUUCCAGGUGCUGAUGACCACACCAACAGCUGUAAAGAUUGCUGAAAGACCCAGCAGGAUACAUCUCAGUCACUGUAAGCUGCAGAGAGUGUUUGAUCCCUAAAGUCGGAGUAGAGAGGAAGGAGAGCUUUUUAAAAGCUCCCGGGAUAAACAGGGGGGCUACAUUAUAGUUGUAGUUCGUCUGGAACCCGGUGAAGAAACGCUAAGAUUCUCACUCCUUUAGUUUAGGGGUUCUGACAUCCCUGCACGCCGAGCAGCAAUGGAAACUCCAUAUGCCAGAUGGAUUUUCUACUGUACUGUGACUGCUGUAUGUUUGAUGUUUGGAGAAGGAAACGAGCCUGAGCUUCAUCUGCAUGACUACAGUACCAAUCUGUGGUGGAAACUGAUGAAUAGAACCGCUUAUGAGGGACAUGCUGUGAACUGCUACGUGUGUGCGCAGAUGCCGGUUUCCAUACAUAACUCAGGUCUACGACCAGGUAACAUUACUGACGACAAACAGAUGUGUCUCUAUGUUCUAAGCACCAGACCACGGCGUAUCCCACCCCUAAGAGGAGACAGACCACGUGAGGAGGACUAUUCAGUUGACCUCCGGAUGGGAGAGGCUGUGCAAAGCCUAUUUCAAUCUUUAAAUUGUUCACUCGCAGAUGAUGUACUUCCUUUUUCAUCUUCUCAACAAACUGUAUGGAAAAUACCAGAGAUCAUUUCGUUAGCAGGAGCUAAACCAGGAUCUCUAGGGAACUGUGUUUAUAAUAAUGGACAUGUUGUUCUAGGGACGGUGCCCUGGAACUUGUGUAACAGAGUUUACACCUACUGCAAACCGACACAGGAUUUCAUCACCUGCACAGCCUGCAGGGGUCAAGAGACGACUCCAUGCUGCAAAGUCUGGAAAGACAACCCGGACUGUGACAACCUGCUUCAGGAGAGGAGUUUCAACAUCACGCAUAAGACAAAGAGGAGACAGGAGACAACACUGUGUAGCGCCAUAGUGCCAGGAGAUUAUGGCUCCCGGAUGUUGGCAGACUGGUACUUCAUAUGCGGAAAUGAAGCGUACAUGUUCUUGCCGAAAAAUUGGGGAGGACUGUGUGCUGUGGUUCCUUUGAUUAACCCGAUUGCGUUCAUCAGGAAAGCCCAGAAUGAUCUACACACCCGCUCUAAACGAACAGUUACGUCAGAGGUCAAAAGAUGGGGAGGCCUCACAACACAUACUGGAGUUCCAUGGGAAUUCCGGAUUUGGAACGGGGGAGAAAAAUUCAUGCAAAGCCUUUUUCCGUGGGUUGGUCUAGGAGAGAUUCGGGACCAUGUUGAGAUAAACAGGUACGGAUUACUGCGACUAAUCAACAUCACUUACCAACUGGCCAAUGGCACUAUGAAAGAAAUGGCUGAACUGAGAAACAUGGUUAUGCAAAAUCGUGUUGUCUUGGACUUCCUCACUGCCCCUCAGGGAGGGGUCUGUAAGAUCAUUGGCCCAACGUGCUGUACUUAUGUGCCUGACGAAACAGGAACUGGAGGAACUAUUUCUGAUGCUCUAUAUGAGCUGGAAGAUUUAAAACAGUAUGUGGAGAGUGGAACACGCGGUUCACCCUCUUUUGAUCUGUUUUCAUGGCUUACUUCUGGACCAUGGUGGACCUUGCUGUUAAAACUCAUGAUGCCUGUUCUAGUUGUGUUAGUGUUGUUCUGUCUUUUUAUGGGUUGCAUUUUUCCUUGUCUACGUAAUAUGGUGUUCAAAACAAUUGACACAACUGUUAUCAAUUAUCAGCUGACAAAGGCAUCUUAUGAGACGACUGAAGAUGACUUGUUCCAAGUUUCUGACGAUUUUCUGAACAAUGAUGAAUUUCUGUAAUCAAUAAACAGCUGACUUCAUUUGCUGAAUGACUCCUACACCGAAAAUGUGAAAACAAGUGGUGUUUUGGAUGAAAGAAAAAAAAAACUGCAUUUGAUUUUUGCUGUUUCUUUUAUUUUUCAUUUAUUACAUUAUAUUCCAUUUAUCCAUUGUAUUUUCUGUUUAGGUUAGAAAAAAAACUUGCAUUUAUUGGUCUUUUUCUUCUUUUUCUUUUUCUUCUUUUUUAUGCUUAGCUUUUGCAUAAGGUUUAUACACAUAGUAAAAUGAUAAUAAGGGGGGAAUGUUAGAGAAUUUUCGGUAUUAUCAUUUUGUUAUUACUUUAGUUCAAAUUCAGUCUGUUUAACGUGUUCUUUUGCUUGUCUGUUUAUCUUCUGACCUGGAGGUCAGGAAUGUCUGUUUAUCUUCUGACCUGGAGGUCAGGAAUGUCUGUUGUUCUUUACUGGUUGAUUAGGUUACAUGUUUUAAGACCUCUGCCCCCUUUGGCUGUUUUUCUUUGACAAUAAAACAGGAGCUUGCGUGAAAGGAGAUUAGAACUCUCUCUGAACGGCUUGGAGAAGCUGUUUCGGAGACUUCUCCUUUUGCAAAAGCUUUGUCAUAAAAUUCA